Messenger RNA from Daktulosphaira vitifoliae (grape phylloxera), 1063 nucleotides. RefSeq lists its product as uncharacterized. The record is from RefSeq and is a predicted model, not a curated record. NCBI's taxonomy places the organism in Eukaryota, Metazoa, Arthropoda, Insecta, Hemiptera, Phylloxeridae. The transcript has 7 exons. The annotation marks the transcript as partial.
AUGGCAAGCGAAAACAAUACGGAUAGUCAUAUUUAUGAAACAAAUAUGAAUGUUGUGAAACGCAGAAUUGAAGAAUUCUGGAAUCGUCGUUUCAUGAGUUCUAAUUUAGUCGUUGAUAGUCCAGAAGAUCCCCAAACAUCAAGACAGUCUAAAGCAAAUUCUAGUGUAAAUAUAACCACUGAUACAAAUACAGAUAAAUCAAAAAAACGUACGUAUCGUAAACAGCUUGAAAGCGAUGAAAUUAUUGCAGAAAAAGUGAAAUUGAUACAGCGAGGAGAUAUAGGAACACUUGUUAGGAAUCAAAAAUCUGGAAAAUAUGGAGAGAAACUAUCAGUUCCAGCCAAAAAAAGUUAUAUACCAAUUGUAAAUGACAAAGCACCAAAAAUACCAGCAUAUUUAUUAGGAAAAAGUUUUCAUAAGAAUCAUUUGCAUCGCAACAAAAGCGAUGAAAAAAAGCAACCCAUAGAAGUAUCCUCCAAUGAUAAUGGUGGCCCUAAUAUAGAUAAUAACUUAUCCGAAGAACAUGAUGAAGUCAUUAAAAAAUUAGAAGCUAAUAAUGAACCUUCAAAUGACGUUACAAUACCUGAAGUGUCUACUGAUAAAGUAAAAGAAACACUAGUAGAGAAAAUAAUUCAUUUAGAACCCGCAAAAUAUGAAGUAAAAGAGCAACUUCUAGAGAUAUCCUCUUCUGAAAGUUCACAUUUAAAAAGAAAGUCAUCCGAUAAAGAUGAGAAAAUCAUAAAAAAGGCAAAAAUUAGUUCUGAAAUUUUACAUGCGACAACGUCAAAUGACGUUACAUUACCAGAAGUGUCUACUGAUAAAGUAAAAGAAACUCCAGAAGAAAAAAUAACUCAUUUAGAACCCACAAAAUGUGGAGCAAAAGAGCAACUACAAGAGUUCUCAUCUUCUGAAAGCCCAAAUUUAAAGAGAAAAUCAUCCGAAAAAGAUGAGAAAAUCAUAAAAAAGUCUAAAGUUAGUUCUGAAGUUUCGCCUUCAAAUAUGAAUGACGUGUUACCUGCCGUGUCCGUUGUCAAAAUUGAUGAAAUACCAAAGAAAGAAAUAG